UUACACAUGAACGCUUUAAUCAAUAAGGCGACGCCUUAUGCCCGCCUUAUCACUAAGGCGCUUUGAAAGACCCUCAAACACCUCGGUUGUCUCACCGCCUUAAUAACAAUGAAAGACAUACAAGAUGCUAUUGUCACAAGGAAGCUUUGAAAUCUUUGAUAGGUUAUUAACCUUAUAUGAUAAUGUUUGGGCUUCUUUUCCUCUUAUCAGGCAUCCCAUGGACAGAAGAGGAACAUCGACUAUUUCUGAUGGGUCUCCAGAAGCUGGGGAAAGGGGAUUGGCGUGGGAUUGCACGUAAUUUUGUCAUGUCAAGGACCCCAACCCAGGUGGCCAGCCACGCCCAAAAGUAUUUCAUACGGCAGACUAAUGCAUCCCGGAGAAAGAGACGGUCCAGCCUAUUCGACAUGGUUCCAGAUAUGUCUGUGGAGACAACAAUUGUGACAGAAGAGCACUUGCUGCAGCCAACUUCUCAAGCCGGUGAAACUGAGUGUGUAAACCCUGAACUGCCUUUCGACCUCUCCCUCAACCAUGAAUGUGAACCAAUGGAGGGGACUUCCAAUGAAACCCACAGAGAAGUUGAAGAAACUGUAAUGCCAAGCAAUUUCCCUCCGAUGAUUCCUGGGUUCUUCCCACCAUAUUUACCAGUCGCUUUUCCAUUCUGGCCACCAAGUGCAGCCCCAGCAGAAGAAGAGAACCAAGUUGAGACUUCUCAACAUCAGGUCCUAAAGCCAAGUCCUAUUCAUUCCAAGGAGCCUGUCAAUGUUGACCAACUGGUGGGCUUGUCUAAGCUAAGCCUAGGAGAGGCUGCUAAGGGACAUUUAGAACCUUCUCCACUGUCCCAGAAAUUGCUAGGAGCCCCAUCAAGGCAGUCGGCCUUCCAUGCAAAACCACCGGUUAGUGAGUCAGAUUUGAGCCAGAAAAACACUAGCAUAAUCCAGGCAGUGUAAGGCAUGGUACAUGAGGGUUAAUUUCCUUUCAUCUUUACUUUUAUGUUUACAUUUAUAUUUCCCAGUGCUUAUUGGAUUAUUCAUUUUUCA
Messenger RNA from Macadamia integrifolia, 1037 nucleotides. Its product is annotated as transcription factor MYBS3-like. NCBI's taxonomy places the organism in Eukaryota, Viridiplantae, Streptophyta, Magnoliopsida, Proteales, Proteaceae. Bases 177 to 947 code for a protein of 256 amino acids. Gene Ontology annotation, molecular function: DNA binding. Gene Ontology annotation, biological process: response to auxin; response to gibberellin; response to ethylene. The record is from RefSeq and is a predicted model, not a curated record. The transcript has 2 exons.